Messenger RNA from Rhopilema esculentum, 1878 nucleotides. RefSeq lists its product as uncharacterized. Gene Ontology annotation, molecular function: oxidoreductase activity. The record is from RefSeq and is a predicted model, not a curated record. Lineage: Eukaryota; Metazoa; Cnidaria; Scyphozoa; Rhizostomeae; Rhizostomatidae.
AAGCUUUUUGUUGUCGUGAACGGUUGACUAACGGGUCAUCGAGAUAUAAAUCUGCCCUAUUGCCUUUCUCAAUCACAACAUUCUGUCCGAAGCAGGAAUCUUUUGGCAUCCAUACCGACAAGCCGACACAGUUUGAACGAAAAAAAUUGGAGUGAGGUUUCUGCUUAAAUUGGUGAAAUGGCGAAAUUGGUAGUACUAGUUCAGCUCUUCAUGCUCUUUUCAAAGGCUGAAGGAACAUCAUUUAGCUCAUACAUGACGAAGAAUGAAGAGCCCCUCUUUAUAAAUGGCCCAAGGAGUUUAUCUGAUCGCAUUGCAAUUGUUGGAGCGGGUGCUUCAGGUAUCCACAUGGCGACAAUGUUGAAAAAUGAAGGCUUCACAAACAUUGUGAUAUAUGAGAAAAAUGACCGAAUUGGGGGCAAAUCAAUGACAAUAAGGGACGCAGAAGGGACAGUGCAAGAGCUUGGAUCGUGCUGUAUUGGCCCUGGCUAUGAGAAUAAUAUCAUGAAGAUAAUCGAAGAAUACGCGCCUGGAGAGCUUGUUCCAAGGCAGUUUGGCGACGUAUGGUUGGAUGGUGCUGCAAAUGCCACAUCGUAUGGUCAUUACGUAGUGAAAGAAACCAUGAAAUAUUUCAAUACUAACAGUGUUAAAGAAGCACUGUUUAAACUUUUCCAAAAGAUUGACGAAUACGUAUCACUUCACAAAAGCCUUUUUCCCAUGUAUGAAUUUGAGUUAAUGCCAAGGCCCAAACCCGAGGUGAUGAGGAACCUAAAAUGCACCUUCUUGCAGUUUUUAGAAAGACAUGACCUAAGAGGGCUUCUGCCUCUGUUGCUUGUAUCACAUACCCUUCAAGGUUAUGGCUACCUCGAUGAAAUUAGUGCAGUAUACGGUCUUAUUUGGAACACACCCUUUCUUAUGCAAAGCUUCAAAGAAAUUAUGAGUGGAGACACUACACCACGUACAUUCAUGUUGCGAACUGGAUUCCAGCACUUGUGGGAAAAAGUUGCAAAAGUUAAUGCUCUGAACAUCAGGCUGAAUUCGAACAUACAAACUAUCAAACGAAGUAGGUAUGGGGUGCAGGUGUGUGAUGCUGAAGCCUGCUACAGCCACGAUUUUCUGAUAUGGAGCGGAGAAGCAACGCGCAGUUUGCGAGUGCUAGAUAAACCUACAAAACUGGAAAUAAAUUUGUUCUUUAAAUUGUCACCCGACUAUUUGGUGUCAUCUUUGGUUGGUUUAAAAGGAGGAAAAGAAAGCAGCACUGCAACCGGCUAUUGGUUCGACAACAUCAUAAAGAAAAGAAGCGUGUCUGUAUUGGCGUCUCGUAACACUAAGAGAGUAUUCGAGCUUGGUGGAGUUUAUCCGUUGCAGCAAAGCUCUGUAUCAGGAAGCCGCUUCGAGCUCGCAUAUCAGUAUAGUCCAACCAGACCCUGCAAACCACAUGAAAAAGCAUUGCUUCACUUUUACGAAACAGGUGCGACCGAGGCAAAGAUUGCGAGGCAGGUCGUCUGGCGGUACUUUCCACAUUUCUCAGUUGAAGAGGCAGCCGCUGGGUCUUUGUGGGAUAUCUUGGAAAUGCAAGGAAAAUCAAGAACAUGGUUUAUUGGUUCCUCUGUCAGCUUCGAGUCACUAAAAAGUGUUGUGGAGUACAACAAGUUAUUAAUUAGUAUAAUGAGGCCACUUGAAGAAUGAUGAUGGUGAUACAGCAUCAUUUCACACUUGGUCUGCCAUUUCUAAAUGGCCUAUGAUAAACCUAUUUACUCUAUACAGGUAUUGCCUUUUGUUAUAAAGGAAUAUUUUGCUUGGAUAUUAUGUAACGAGCUGAUAUUGUAAGCGUUGUUAGAUUCAUAUUUAUAUCUACAACUGUAGCCCCUUGACUUGAAA